Molecule: messenger RNA, 405 nt
Organism: Aspergillus affinis
Lineage: Eukaryota; Fungi; Ascomycota; Eurotiomycetes; Eurotiales; Aspergillaceae
Exons: 1
Coding region: 1-405 (134 amino acids)
Source: RefSeq, a predicted model, not a curated record
AUGGCAACCAACAAGAUGUCCUCCUCUGCUGACGCCCCCUCCGCUGACACCCCCUCCGAUAAAACCAUCGAUCUAUGGGCAUACAUGGCCUGCAAAAACACCCACGGGCCGCGAGUGCGCCGAUACCUCACCGCGCGCGACGAAAUCCACUGGGGAUGCCUCGAGAUCCACGAGAAAGAGCCUACUCUGAAGCCCGACGACAAUGGUAUUCUCUUGCAGGUUAGAAUCUGGGCUGAUAUUCCCAAGGGAGACUGGAAGGAGACGAUAACGGAGGCGGCGUAUAAUCAUGUUGAUGGAGUCAUUAAGAAGGAGUUGAAUAAGAAAGAUGGGUUGGAGAAGUUCAAGAAAGAUGGAUUGGAGAAGUUUCUGAAGGAGUUGGAGGAGAAGAAGUCAGCUAGUUCUUAG